Hemisphaericaspora subhashii is the source of this 816-nucleotide messenger RNA. It is a transcript of the gene SUR7, whose product is annotated as Sur7p. Lineage: Eukaryota; Fungi; Ascomycota; Pichiomycetes; Serinales; Debaryomycetaceae. Gene Ontology annotation, biological process: fungal-type cell wall organization; endocytosis; septin cytoskeleton organization. The transcript has a single exon. The record is from RefSeq and is a predicted model, not a curated record. Bases 1 to 816 code for a protein of 271 amino acids. Gene Ontology annotation, cellular component: plasma membrane; cell cortex; membrane raft.
AUGAGAGUAAUUCAUACGUUUUUCAAUCUAUUCUUCUUAGCCGGAGCAAUAUUAUUAUUAAUUUUAACAGUAUUAUCUGGGUCAAUUAACAGUGGUACUUUCCGUACUUUCUAUUGGCUUCGAGCAGAUACUGCAGAUAUACCAAAUGCUCCUGCAGAUACCAGUGUAUGGACAUUCUGGGGUGUAUGUGACCAACAUAACUUUAAUAAUUGUUUAUUAGGUCCAGCAUAUCCUAUUUCACCAGUUGAUAAUUUUAAUACUGAUACAAAUAUUCCAGCAAAAUUUAUUGAUAAUAGAGAUACAUUUUAUUUCUUGAGUAGAUUUUCAUUUGCAUUUUGUUUAUUAGCUUUAGGAUUUGCUGGAUUAGCUUUUAUUAUUGAUUUAUUAGGAUUUUGUUUUGAAGCAAUUGAUAAAGUUGUUGUAUUUUUAAUUACAAUUGCUUUAUUUUUCCAAGCUGGUUUUGCUGCUUUACAAACUUCAGUUGUUGUAUUAGCUAGAAGUGCAUUCAAAGAUGGAAAUAGAAGUGCAAAAGUUGGUCCUUCAUUAAUGGGAUUUGUUUGGGCAACAUUUGCUUGUUUAUUCAUUUGUUGGGUAUUGACAUUUUCAUCAAAUAUUGCUCGUUCUUACAGAAAACAUAUGGAUAGAGUUAAAGCUGAAAGAGGUGAAGAAGUUGGUGGUGCAGGAGUUGCUGGUGAUGAAUCUUCUUUUACUAGAGCUGCUGCUCCUGCUGAACAUAAAGAUGAAGAACAUACUGGAGGUAUUAGAUUCUUUAAGAUUAAGAGAAAUCAAAAGGUUUCUGAUGAAGAUUCUGAAUAA